Messenger RNA from Nicotiana attenuata, 1945 nucleotides. RefSeq names its product putative late blight resistance protein homolog R1A-10. The transcript is spliced from 2 exons. The record is from RefSeq and is a predicted model, not a curated record. The coding region runs from base 786 to 1556 and encodes 256 amino acids. Gene Ontology annotation, biological process: protein folding. Lineage: Eukaryota; Viridiplantae; Streptophyta; Magnoliopsida; Solanales; Solanaceae. Gene Ontology annotation, molecular function: alpha-tubulin binding.
AUUGGCUCGAUGCUGCCUCUUGACUUAUGGAAAUAAAAUCUCGCUUUGUCUCCUUUUUUUCUUUCAAGAUUGAUUUGCUGCUUCCCUUCUUUACAUAGAUCUUGAAAAUAUAAUUUAUUUCCAUAUCAAAAUCUUGUAGUGACUUGGCAAAUCUUUUCAAUAGUCUUGCCUUGAGAUAGUAGAAAAACCCAGCACUUCUCUUUCAAACUCGUAGUAUAUAUAUCCAAAAUUGAAUAGGAUAUCUUCCUUCAAGAAUAUAUAAUAUUUUUCUUUUUGACUUUGGAUCUUGAAUAUUUUCUUCAAUAUGAAGAUCUCAAUAUAUCUUUGAACUCCUAUUAUAUUGGAGAUAUUCCUUUCUUGAUCUUGGAAAAUAAUCUCCUUCCAUAAUAUAGAUUGCACUACAUCCAUAAUAUAUUUUCUUUCCAUAGAAAAUAUAUUCUUCUUAUAUUGAAAAUAUUCCUUUCUUGAUCUUGGAAAAUAGUAUCUUUCCAUAAUAUAAAUUGUACUACAUCCAUAAUACAUUUUCUUUUCAUAGAAAAUAUAUUCUUCCUUGGUCUUGAAGUAUCUUUUCCAUGUAGUAUCUUUCUUCCAUAAAAUAAUAGAUUUUCUCCAUGAUUAUUUUAGCAACUUUCCUUUCAAGAUGUUGAAAAGCUUUCCAUCCAUAAGUUCCAUAGAUUCUUCUUCUGAUAUUGUAGUAAGCCAUUCAAUAUUUGAAAUUUCACUUUCAAAUAUUAUUCCUUUUAGAUUAAAUCUCUGAAAAUAAUCUUCCUUGACGAAUUCUUCACAUGAUAUUCUCUUUCCCAUAUUUGUUUGGAUCUUUACCAGUAUUUUCUUUCCUAUACAAGAAUAAGAUUACCACAAGUAAAUGUUCUUUGAUUAAUAGUUAUUUUGGUUUGUUAUCAUCAAAAUUAAUACGUGAAACCUUGAAGCUAACAUGGUGGAGGUUCCCGAAUCUUGAAGAACUCAGCCUCGGGAUUGUAGGUGUAUCUACUAUUCCAUUAUUUCCCAUACCAGAAGUUCAUACUCGACUUCAAUCUCUUGAACUAUAUCUCCUGGAAGCGUCAGGAUUCGAGUCUUCAGUUGGAUGGGCCAGUUGCUUUGUCUUCCCUUCAAAUCUUAGGCAUUUGUCGCUUCGCGGAAUUUGUCUAACGGAAGAAAUGGCUUUAAACAUUGCAAGAUUGCGGAAGCUUGAGAAUGUGAAACUAACUAAGACAGAGUUUUUGGGGGAAAACUGUUGGGAUGCCACAGAUGUCGAGUUCCCUGCACUCAAAUACUUGUCAUUACUAUGGUGUUAUAUGAGAGGAUGGAAUGCUUGUGAGGAAUCCUUUCCCAUUCUUGAGAAGCUAGUUAUAGAAGGUUGUCGUAACCUCGAGCAGAUCCCUCCUAGCUUUGCCGAUAUUCCAACACUCCAACUUAUUGAAGUGGAAGACUGCUUGGACUCUGUUGAGGAUUCAGCUACGAAUAUUAAAAGAGAAAUAGAAGAAACCACUGGAUGCGAUAGUCUCCAAGUUCUUAUAUCAAAGAAGAAGUACAGACAACUAAUUAAAGCUGGUUAGCAAUGGGUUCUUAAAUAAAAAAAGAUGAAGUAGCAAGGAGGUUGAAAAUAUGAUUAAGUACUAUCCCUUCUAAUUCUAUGAACCAUAAGGCUUUGGAUAGCCACUUGAAAACAGUGAACUUGCAAAAGAUCUGCAGAAUAAAUCUUCAACAAACUAAAAUAUCUCAACAACAUUAACAACUAUAUAUGCCUUAGUUCCAAAAAAGCCGGGAACAUCGAAUAUGAAUCCCCGUUUCUUUCUUUAAGCUCAACUCAUAUAAUUAACAGAAUUUUAAAUUCGCUACAAGAAAAUAAUUUUUUUUCCCGACUACAAAAAUAGCCGGAAAAUAGUCCGAAAAGUAUCUAUUCCGACUAUUUUCUGGCUGUUUUCACCUAGUCGGAAAAUGAUAG